CUCAAGAAUAACGCAGUGGCUACAAUUCAUAGCGUGCGAAAUAACGGAGUCCGUUGAAAUCGGGAGUCAUAAGAAUUCCAUAUCGUGCUACAGUGUGCCAAUGUGAGGUAGUUAAGACUCAUCGACUCAGAAGUACAAAUCUUGUCCGGCGUUUGAGUUUUUGGGACAAGAUCGGGAGAGAAUCGCCAUUAGCUGCGUCAUCUGAGUCCUCUAGAACCUCAGAUUGAUGGCCAAUCGGCAUCACGUGGCAUCACUGAAUUGGCAACAUUGGGACAGAAAGUACAGAGGGAGUCUGAAAAGUUGAAUAUCGAUCUGGAGUCAAGUAACCAUCGACGUCUGAACCAUCUUUUUACUGAUCGUUUACUGAUCCAUUAUCGAGCAGGCUGAGCGAACUCUGAACUGAAGCGGAGACUCGGUGCUUUAGUAAAGCACCGAGUCCCACUCUCUCGAUCCAUAGUUCCAGGAGGUGGACAAAGAUCUCACUGACUACAAUCGCUCCGACUCCACGUGGGGGAACACUCCUCUCUGCAAAACCGGACUUCAACAGAUCACAACUCCAGCCAGCCAAAGAGUUGUGAUCUUUGGCUGGUACACAGCUUUGGCUCAUGGAAUUUAUUAGCUCCACCAUGUUCGUGAGGCAGUGGCCGCCGCAACUGGCCUUUGCAUGCUUGAGCUUGACUUCUGACAGAGGAGACGGGUCCGAAUCCGAUUCAUGCCUGGAGCAAGAACGAACGUGCCGAUCACCCCAAUCAUGACAGUGCGCGGGGAAGGACAGGAAGAAACCGUCUCCCCAUGCAAUCAUUCUGUGGGUUAACCGAACUUUACUCUCUCUUGAGAGUACAUAGUUGAUUAUGAGGUAGAUAAGAUUCAUACUCGGUCACCGGUCAACAGUCUAUGAUCGCUGUUCAUUGCAGAGUUUCGAGGCCCAAAUCGAAAAAAUCCACGAGCUUUGUGGUUCUGCAUAAGGACGUAUCUUUGUCAUCGGAUCAGAUGGUAAUCCGAGAACGCUGGCAUGGGCACUGAUCAAUCUUUGCUCGGGAUAUAAAUUUUCAUCUGGUCUCAUGUAACUGCAGAGUCUGAGUUGAGCUGCGCCGAGCUCACCAGGAGAAGGCAGAUUCAGACAUCACUGAGAUUUAGAGACUGGAAUAUAAGUGCUUGUGUAUGCGCAAUGACUUGGAUUGUUGCAGCGCCCCUUCUCUAUAUCGGUCCUGCGCCUUCUUUUACGUCGUAUCUGGACAAGAAGGUGAUUCUACUCCUUCGUGACGCGAAAGUCGUGGUCGGAGUGUUGACGGCCUUCGACGAAUUUGGCAACGUUGUCCUCCAGCACGUUUUCGAGAGAAUCAUAGUCAAUAGUCUCUACUGUGAUCGGCCUCUGGGACUUUUUGUGGGUCGAGGUGAGAAUGUUAUAUUCUGUGGAGAGCUGGGCCAAGAUGGUCCUGAAAUGCCUGCACACAUGGUUCUCGUCACGGAAGAUGAAAUCAGAAGUGCGCAGAGAGCGGAGAAAAUUUCGUCUCAUCUCAGAUGGACUAUGCGGAAGCGAAUGGAAUUUCUGGACUCAGAUGUAGGCUAAGCGAGUGCAGUCCAGUGAUCCCCCGGUGGCUUCAUCUGCUACUAGAGAAAACGGAAGAUCGUGGUACAAGCAAGGUUUCGAGCAUAGAUUCAGGAGCGUAUUUUCAUAUUUCGGCUAUUGAUUUUGAUCCUUCUAUAUAAACUAGAUCCAGCUCAAGAUCGAACUAUCAGAGUUUAGCAGUAAUUGCAUUUAAUCACUCAAUGAAACCACAAAUUUCAUGAGCAAGUUUUAUGCAAGCUUUUUAUGAAGAUGAUUAAAGU
Marchantia polymorpha subsp. ruderalis is the source of this 1830-nucleotide messenger RNA. Lineage: Eukaryota; Viridiplantae; Streptophyta; Marchantiopsida; Marchantiales; Marchantiaceae. The record is from the annotation of a GenBank genome assembly.